Molecule: messenger RNA, 916 nt
Organism: Sclerotinia trifoliorum
Lineage: Eukaryota; Fungi; Ascomycota; Leotiomycetes; Helotiales; Sclerotiniaceae
Source: the annotation of a GenBank genome assembly
AUGUCGCAUCAAGAUCCACCUGAAGAAAAGUUCAGCCCAGCACCACCGACAUUGGAAACCAGCGACUACGUUGUGUUCCGUGGAAAUGACUCCCUAGUUGUGCUGUCUGAGCAGGCUCAAGGUGUUAUGUUAGGCGGGACGUUUGCUACGAAAUACAAGAAUGUUUUUAUCUACGCCGACACUGUUAAAUUAUCUAGUGAAAUCAUUCGGGUCGCGGGACUUCACUUGCGAAUUUUGUGUAGGAGGCUCAAGUUGACGGAAGACAAAGUCUGUAUCGAUGUCUCCGGCAACAAUGGCGAGGCUGGAACCACCGAGGCGAAAAGAGAUAAAGGGAAACCUGGGGGCGCGGGUGGGUCGAUCUGUCUCUGUGUUCAAGAACCAGACCCCGGUAUUUCCUCCAGAUUGACAUUGAACUGUUCUGGUGGUGAUGGCGGAAGAGGUGUCUCUCGUGAGAACGGAACAGACAAAGGUGGUGAUGGCGGUGACGGUGGGGAAUGUGGUAAGCUUUUAAUCUCAACCUUUUGAGGAAACACGCUCACAGAGUAUUAGGCAAAAUACUGUGCUUUGUUAACUUCACACCUAUUGGAUACGGGAAAUCAAUGUACAGAACCAACUCCAAUACAGCGUUAAAGUGGCCGGAUCGGGUAACGGAAUUUGCAAAAACGAUUGAAUCGCAAUGUGCUCUUCUAAAGGCUUGGCGGUUUGAUGAGAAGGCUGCGGACGGCUGGGAAUCUUCUAUCACUCAACAUCUGGCUCUUGUUACACAGAUGUUUGCAAGACAUAUGGGGGUAAGCCAAAACUGAUCCAAGCUUGAUGAUAGGUCGCAGCUAAUGAUUCACAGGUCGAGGCGGAGCUGGAGGAUUGGGGGCUAAUCUGGAGAUUGCACACGGUGAACGAGGUAAAGAUCAACCGGUAG